AAUUAGCAAACACGCCAUUUUUGUACCUAUACCGAGAGAAUCCGUACUUUCUUUUUGGCUUAAUUCGCUGGUUAAUACAUAUACAGCGAAGUAAAAGCAGGCACAAGCGAACUAAUAAUCCGUAACGAUGAGUGGAAUGCCUGAAUUGGGGUCCCGUAUCAGUCUCAUAUCGAAGGCAGAUAUCAGAUAUGAAGGCAGACUUUUUACCGUGGAUCCGCAAGAAUGUACAAUUGCACUUGCUGGAGUCCAAUCUUUCGGCACGGAAGAUCGCGAAACGCAGUAUCCCAUUUCGCCUCAGAGCCAAAUUUACGAGUACAUUUUGUUCCGCGGCAGCGACAUCAAGGACAUCCGUGUGAUCAACAAUGUCGCAUUGCCCAAUGAUCCGGCGAUUAUGCAAAUGCAUCUGCCCUCUUCCAAUCCGCCGCAAAUGAUGCCCGGAGGCCCAAUGAUGCCUGGAGGUCCGGGAUUCAAUGGAAUGCCUCCCAAUAAUAUGCCGCACAUGCAAAAUGGUCCUCCGCAAAUGGGCAACUUUGUGCCCUUCAACCAAAUGGGGGGCUUUGGAAACAUGAACAUGAAUGCACCAAACAUGGGCGCCAACGAAGCGCAGAAGAAAAAAGAUGCCGGCGAUGUUCAAAAUGACAAUAAAGAAAAACUCGGAGGAGGAUUAUCUCGAUCUGCAACGCCCGCAAGUUUAAGUUCUCGAAAGAGCCCGACUGCAGAUUCAGCAUCACAAACUGGAAAAGGCGGAAAGGGACACGGUGAUAGAAAACAACAUCAAAAUUAUCAACGAAAUGCCAACCAACCGCAGCAUCAACAACAGCAACGUAAUCAAGAUAAUCAAGGUGUAAAUAUGGAUUACCGCUACAAUAACAGAAAUCGUCAACAACAAAACAACAACAUGAAUAGAAAUUGGAAUAACAGAGGACCUCCGCAGCAACAACGCAACAAUAGAUUCCGAGGACGUCCUCAAGGCAACUUCAACGGUAAUCGAAAUGCUCAUCGAGGCAACCGAAAUGUUCUCAAGUUCGAAAGUGAUUAUGACUUUGAGCAAGCAAACAACAAAUUCGAAGAACUACGAUUACAAUUGACAAAAUUGAAGGUUGGCGGAGAAGCUGAAGAAACAAAACAAGUAAACGGCGAAGUUGAAAAGAAAGAAGAUUCCGGCAAUGAAACUGGCGCCGAAAGAGAACACGAGCCAGAAGACGACGAAAAUGCAGGUUAUGACAAGACAAAGUCAUUCUUCGAUAACAUCUCGUGCGAAGCAGUCGAACGUUCCAAGGGCAAGACACAACGCACGGAUUGGCGUCAGGAACGCAAAUUGAACUCGGAGACUUUCGGUGUUUCGCACAAUCGUCGCGGAAAUUUCAGACCCCGCGGAGGAGUUUUCUUCAAUCGCGGAGGCGGCGGCGGAUAUAACAACCGAUCGGGUGCAUUUAGAGACAACUAUCAAGGAGAUCGCAACAAUCGAGGCUCCCAAAAUAACCAACAACAACAACCGUCAAACAACCAACAACAACAAAACCAGCAACAACGACCCGUAAACGCUAAAUAAUUUUAUUUAUAAAAAAAAAGUGAGUGAAGUCUCGUUUCGUCGUCGAAUCUGAACUUUUUCAAAAAAAAAAAAAUCAUUCACCAUAAAAAAAAACGUAAACUUGAAAUGCAACACAACCGCUACUAAAAAUGAAUUACGUUAUCUAGCGAUUUUUUUUAAAUUUAAGUUUGUAAUAAUAUUCCUGAUUCCUGGUUAAAAGUAAAAAAAAAAACUAAUAAUUAUAAUAACAACAAGAAAAAAUGAGAAAGAGCUAAAAAAAAAGGAGAUUGAGAUUUUUUGUUAGAGAGAAAAAAUGUUGAAGUAAAAUAUUGCAAAAAAAAAAAUAGAAGUGAAAAAAAAACAUUAAAGUACAUCGUUCAUCAUUCAAUAGCAUAGGACACGAUGUUUUAAAGUUAAGAUUUAAAAUAUACUUGGUAUAAGCUACUUACUACACAUAGCUUUGUAAACUAUUCAAAAUGGAUAUGAAUA
Culicoides brevitarsis is the source of this 2020-nucleotide messenger RNA. It is a transcript of the gene tral, whose product is annotated as protein LSM14 homolog B. The coding region runs from base 128 to 1552 and encodes 474 amino acids. The record is from RefSeq and is a predicted model, not a curated record. Gene Ontology annotation, cellular component: P-body. NCBI's taxonomy places the organism in Eukaryota, Metazoa, Arthropoda, Insecta, Diptera, Ceratopogonidae. The transcript is spliced from 8 exons. Gene Ontology annotation, biological process: P-body assembly; cytoplasmic stress granule assembly. Gene Ontology annotation, molecular function: mRNA binding.